Molecule: messenger RNA, 1732 nt
Organism: Hevea brasiliensis (rubber tree)
Lineage: Eukaryota; Viridiplantae; Streptophyta; Magnoliopsida; Malpighiales; Euphorbiaceae
Product: phenolic glucoside malonyltransferase 1-like
Exons: 1
Coding region: 217-1644 (475 amino acids)
Source: RefSeq, a predicted model, not a curated record
AUGAAAAAUUAUUUUGUAGACUCGGCAUAUUGAUAUGAUAAACUUGUCUUCAUUUCAUUGGUUUAGUACACCACAUAUUGUGCUAUAAUUUUCCCUAUAAAACGUAAGAAGUUCUAUGUAUUGAUUUCAUCAUAAAGUAGUAUAGGUAAAGCUCAUAAGAAGGAAAAACAAAUCUCUUUGCGUUAUUCUCUCCUUUCUCCCUGUUGAUUAGAUCUCAUGGCAUCGACCAAUAAUCAAGUAAGAGUUCUGGAGAUCUGUCAAGUCACCCCAUCCUCGGACUCUCCUUAUUCAGCCACCGAGUUAUCUCUUCCGCUCACUUUCUUCGACACUUUCUGGUUCAAAUUCCACCCAGUUGAGCGCAUUUUCUUCUAUGAACUCGCCGAUUCAACCCCUGCUUUUUUCCAUUCCGUCAUCCUCCCCAAACUCAAGGACUCUCUCUCUCUUACUCUCCUCCACUUCCUCCCUCUCGCCGGAAAACUUAACUGGCCGCCACAUGUUGACAAACCCUUCAUCCUCUAUGCCCCAAAUAACGCCCUUUCACUCUCAGUUGCAGAGUCUGAUGCUGAUUUUCACCAUCUUUCAGAUAGGACGAUUCGUGAUGCAGUUGAGUCGCACCCUUAUAUACCAGAGUUGCCGGUAUCUGACUUCACUGCAGAUAUCAUAUCAUUUCAAAUAACAUUGUUUCCUAAUCAGGGGUUUUGCAUUGGCAUCUCUUCCCACCAUGCCAUCCUUGAUGGCAAAAGCGUAACCAUGUUCAUUAGAGCUUGGGCCUACAUUUGCAAACAGAGUCAAAAGGACAAGAACCCAAGUUUGUCCUCGGAGCUAACUCCCUUUUUUGAUCGGACAAUUAUUCAGGACCCAGAAGGGCUUGACAUUGUGUUCUUGAACAAUUGGUUAAGCAUUUUUAAGUAUUUAAGUCCUGAUGCCGACCCCAGAACCUUGAAGCUCCUGCCGUCUUAUGGCUCACCAGCCAACCCAGUGAGAGGAACCUACGAGUUGUCUCGUGAAGAUCUACAGAAACUCAGGCAAAAGGUGCUUUUUCAAUUGGAAAUUGAGGUUCCUAAAGAAAAUCCAGAUCAGACAAACCCAAUGCAUUUAUCAACUUUUGUGCUUACUUUUGCAUAUACAGUGGUUACCAUAGUUAAAGCUAGGGGAUUAGAAAGAAAUAGAAAGGUGAUGAUUGGAUUUACGGCAGACUGUAGAGCUCGUUUAGAGCCUCCACUACCUGCAAAUUAUUUUGGCAAUUGUGUUGGCGCCUAUACUGAUGUUACAGAAGCAGAAGUUCUCAUGGAAGAAAAUGGGCUUGCCUUUGUCGCACAGAGCUUUAGCAAGUUGAUAAAAGGGUUAGGGAAAGGACCUUAUAAAGGGGCAAAAGAUAGUCUUGAAAGGUUUUUGGAGAUGGAUCCAGGAACAAUGGAAAUUUUUGGGGUUGCUGGUUCACCCCGAUUCCAGGUUUAUGAAUCGGAUUUUGGGUGGGGGAGGCCAAAGAAGGUGGAAAUUACAUCCAUUGAUAGAACUAAUGGAUCCAUUUCCAUGGCGGAGAGCAAAGAUGGAAGUGGCGGAGUCGAGAUUGGUAUCGUUUUGAAGAAAAAUGAAAUGGAGAUAUUUGAUUCUCUAUUUCUUAAAGGCCUUAAAGAUCUUUAAGCUGCCUAUUCAGUAUUAGUAUUUUUAGUUGGAUCUUUCAUAAUAAUUUAUUAUCGUUGUUUAGUUUUAAAUGCUAUUGUUCAUGAUA